Gossypium raimondii (Peruvian cotton) is the source of this 1869-nucleotide messenger RNA. RefSeq names its product cytochrome P450 CYP82D47. The record is from RefSeq and is a predicted model, not a curated record. Gene Ontology annotation, molecular function: heme binding; oxidoreductase activity, acting on paired donors, with incorporation or reduction of molecular oxygen; monooxygenase activity. Gene Ontology annotation, biological process: defense response to other organism. Bases 77 to 1663 code for a protein of 528 amino acids. The transcript is spliced from 2 exons. NCBI's taxonomy places the organism in Eukaryota, Viridiplantae, Streptophyta, Magnoliopsida, Malvales, Malvaceae.
AGUGCCUUGCCUAUUCAACACUAUUGCUUUAUAAAAAGAGCAACAAGUCAGGGUAAUUCAGUCUUCUUCAAUUAUCAUGGAUUUAGCCUCUGGUCUCCCAGCAAUUGUUGUAGGCUCUUUAGGAUUGUUCAUAUUGUACAAUCUAUGGUGGACUAUUUGUAGCCACAAGACGGAGGGCAAAUUACUUGUCCGACAACCCCCUGGUGCCUUACCUUUCAUAGGCCACCUUCACCUGCUUCGUGCCCAACAAACAGGUGCUCGAACCCUUGCGGCCCUGGCGGAUAAAUAUGGACCCGUCUUCACAAUCCGGCUCGGUAGAUCCCACGCCUGUGUCGUCAGCAGCCCGGAAGCUGUCAAAGACUGUUUCACCAUUAAUGAUAAGGUCUUUGCCGAUCGGCCAAGAUCGAAUGCAGGGACAUACCUGGCUUACGACCAUGCAGGCUUUGGGUUUGCUUCUUACGGAACGUAUUGGCUUGAGAUUCGUAAGCUAGCCGUGGUUGAACUCUUCUCGGUCCAUAGAUUAGCGUUAUUAAAGCAGGUACGGGCCUCGGAGGUGAAUGCAUUUAUUAAAAAUUUGUACUUGUUUUGCAAGAAAAAUGAGCAGGUUCCAAACCAGAAUAUCUCGGUCGGUCCGAGGCUUGAAGUUUUGGUUGUAAACAUGAUGGUGAGAAUGAUUGCUGGGAAGAGAUAUUUCACGGGUGCUGAUGGCGAAGUCCAUGAAGAAGCAAAGCAUCUCAUCAAGUUGAUUAAAGAAUUUGCUUCAGUUUUAGCCACUACUGCAGUUUCAGAAGUGUUUCCGUUUCUAAAAUGGAUGGAUAAAUGGAGCAACCAAGUGAAAUCCAUGAAGCGUAUUUCAAAGGAGAUGGAGUCGCUUAUCGAAACUUGGGUCGAUGAACACAAACUAAAGAAGCUUAAAACAGAAGAAAACAACAGCAACCAAGAUUUCAUCGACGUGAUGCUCUCUACGAUAAAGGAUGGUCAUGCCAUGUCCGGUCAUACACGCGAGAAGAUUAUCAAGGCAACGAUAACGAUGUUAAUCAUAGCAGGGAUUGACACCACGGCCAUUGCAAUGACAUGGAUAUUGUCCAACUUGAUGAACAAUAGGCACGCUUUGAAGCGUGCUCAACAAGAGCUAGACCUCAAAAUCGGUCGAGACAGAUGGGCAGAAGACUCUGAUAUGGAGAAAUUAAACUAUCUCCAAGCCAUUAUUAAGGAAACAUUUCGUCUCUAUCCACCAGUGCCAAUGUUAAUGCCUCAUGUCCUCAGGGAAGAUUGUUGUGUCAGCGGCUACCACAUUCCACAGGGCACUCGUUUAUUUGUGAAUGCCUGGAAGUUGCACCGAGACCCACGGGUUUGGUCGAACCCCGAGGAGUUUGAGCCGGAAAGAUUUCUCACGAGCCAUCGAAACGUGAAUGUUUUGGGACGGAACUUUGAGCUGACUCCAUUUGGUUCUGGUAGACGAUCAUGCCCGGGAAUUAAGUGGACGUUGCAGGCUGUACAUUUGACAAUGGCUCGGUUGCUUCAAGGUUUUGACUUAACUACACCCUUAGAUGCUCCCGUUGAUAUGACUGAAUCCCAAGGUGCAAGUGCAACCAUGCCUAAAGCCACUCCUCUUGAACUUGUCCUCGCACCUCGCCUUCCUCCUCAUCUUUAUCACCUCUAGAUGCAGUACAUGCAAAUAAAUAAAUACAAUAUAUAAAAUCCUAAACCCUAAUACUUAGAUAAAGAGAGAAAAUAAAUCAGAGCCGAGCAAUCCAUUGACUUGGUUUAGGUUCGGUUAUGGGGAAACAAAUAUUAUUUGCUAUGUAAAUCCAACUUUUCGUAUAUCUACUUAUAACUAUAAUAUAAACCUAAUUUAUGUGAAAUAAA